This is a messenger RNA of Phodopus roborovskii (desert hamster), 3306 nucleotides long. It is a transcript of the gene Pecam1, whose product is annotated as platelet and endothelial cell adhesion molecule 1. Gene Ontology annotation, biological process: cell surface receptor signaling pathway. The transcript is spliced from 15 exons. Gene Ontology annotation, molecular function: transmembrane signaling receptor activity. The record is from RefSeq and is a predicted model, not a curated record. NCBI's taxonomy places the organism in Eukaryota, Metazoa, Chordata, Mammalia, Rodentia, Cricetidae. The coding region runs from base 132 to 2288 and encodes 718 amino acids.
CACCAGAGUAGUUUCUGCUUUUCACACAGCGGAUUUCUGGUCUGUGACGGAGAAGAGAAUUCUGCCCCCAAGGUAUGGCCAGAAGGCAGAACUAAGUGUGAGACUGGGUCUGAGAGAAUCUUCCUCUCAGGAUGCAGCUGAGGUGGGCCUCAGUCAGCAAGAUGCACCAGGCUGUCCUGCUUACACUUCUUCUCUAUUCAAGCCUUCAGGCUCAGGAGAACUCUUUCACCUUUAACAGCAUCCACAUGGAAAGCCUGCCGUCCUGGGAGGUACCGAACGGGCACAACCUGACCCUGCUGUGCCUUGUGGAUAUCAGUACCACCUCGCAAGUCAGGCCUCAGCACCAGGUGCUGUUCUAUAAGGAUGACAUACUGGUGCACAACGUCUCCUCCAGGGAGCACACAGAGAGUUUCUUCAUUUCCCAGGCUCGGAUCUUCCACUCAGGGAGGUACAAAUGCACGGUGAUCCUGAACAACAAGGAGAAAACCACUCCUGAAUACCAGGUGUUGGUGAAAGGUGUUCCCAACCCCGUAGUGACACUGGACAAAAAGGAGGUGACAGAAGGUGGAGUUGUGACAGUCACUUGUUCUGUGAAGGAAGAACAGCCACCGAUAUAUUUUACGAUUGAAAAAGUAGAACUGGAUACAAAAGUCGUGAAGCAAACUAGACAGAAGACUUCGACCCAGAAUUUUGUGCAAAUAGAUUUCCUCAUCGAGGAGCAGGACCAUGUGCUAGUGUUUCGCUGUCUAGCUGGGAUCAUGUCCGGGAUCGAAAUGCAGACGUCUGAAUCCAUCCGGAGUGAAUACGUUACCGUGCAGGAGUCCUUCUCUACUCCCAAGUUUCAAAUCCAGCCUCCUGGAAUGAUCACAGAAGGAGAACAGCUCUACAUUAAGUGCACAGUUCAAGUGACACACUUGGUCCGGGAAUUUCCAGAAAUUAUAAUCCAAAAGGACAAGGCUAUUGUGGCUACUUCCAAACAGAACAAUGAGGCUGUCUACUCAGUCAUGGCCAUGGUGGAGAAUAGUGGCCAUUAUACCUGCAAAGUGGAAUCUAGCCGAAUCUCCAAGGUCAGCAGCAUCAUGGUCAACAUAACAGAGCUGUUUCCCAAGCCGACGUUGGAAUUCUCCUCCCGUCAACUGGACCAAGGGAAGAUUUUGGAUCUAUUUUGCUCUGUCCCGGGCAUACCUGUAGCCAACUUCACCAUCCAGAAGGAAAAUAUGGUCUUGUCUCAGGAUCAGAAUUUCAGCAAGAUUGCUGAUAACAGGGACAGCGGGGUGUAUAGCUGUACUGCAGGCAUCGGCAGAGUGGUCAAGAGGAGCAACCCGGUACCCAUAAAGGUGUGCGAAAUGCUGUCUAAGCCUAGGAUAUUUCAUGAUGCCAAGGCUGAGGUCAUAAAAGGACAUGCCAUAACCAUCAGCUGCCAGUCAAUAAAUGGAACUACACCUGUCACUUACCACCUUAUAAAAGCCACAAAUGUCUUCCUGGAGCUCAAGAUGAAGUCCAAUGACCCGGCAGCAUUCACAGAUAAGCCCCUCAAAGAUGUGGAGUACCAGUGCAUGGCGAGUAAUUGCCAUUCCCACCCUGAUUUGCACAGCGAGAUCCUGAGGGUCAAGGUGAUAGCCCCGGUGGACGAAGUCACGAUUUCUAUUCUGUCGAGUAACGAGGUACAGUCUGGGGAUGAAAUAGUACUUCGGUGCUCUGUGAAAGAGGGGACUGGCCCAAUCACGUUCAAGUUUUACAAAGAAAAGGAUGACAGACCCUUCCACGAAACCAUCCUAAAUGAUACUCAAGCGUUUUGGAUUGAGAAACAAGCCAGCAAGAAGCAGGAGGGACAGUACUAUUGCACGGCCUCCAACAGAGCCAGUUUUACGACCAGCCCCCAAAGCAGCAUUCUAACAGUCAGAGUCUUUCUCGCUCCAUGGAAGAAAGGGCUCAUUGCAGUGGUUGUCAUUGGAGUGGUCAUCGCCACCUUGAUAGUUGCUGCCAAAUGCUACUUCCUGAGGAAAGCCAGAGCCAAACAGAAACCAGUGGAGAUGUCCAGGCCAGCAGCCCCACUUCUGAACUCCAACAGUGAGAAGGUUUCUGAGCCCAAUGUGGAAGCCAACAGUCAUUACGUCCCCCAGAACAUGGAUGUGGAAUACACAGAAGUGGAAGUAUCCCCCCAUGAGCCUCACCAAGCUCUGGGAACGAGAGCCACAGAGACGGUGUACAGUGAGAUCCGGAAGGUCAACCCUAAUGUCAUGGAAAACAGACUUUCUAGAACGGGCGGCUCCCUUGAUGGAACUUAAGACAACCAAGACAGGUGCACGUGCCUGGGAGGACACCCACGUCCCAAGAAGAGCAGCCGAUUCCCGUAUUCCAAGAGUCCUGUGCAGUUAUUUAGGAACCGGCCCCACCUGCACUGAACGCAGCAAUUCUCCAGGCCAAGCCAUCCAUUCUUAAAUGUCUUGCCUUAUUAGUGUUGGGUAUAAAGAGAAUCAGCGGCGCAGUUUAAUGGCCAGCCUGACUGUCCUUCCAAGCUCGAGCAUCCUUGCAUUUUGGAAGAGUGAGAGGAGGUUCGGGGUGAACAAACCCCUGGAUAUUGUGAUGUUCAAAUACCCCUUCUCAGAGAGACAAACUCGCUUUUUCACAUGCCUCCCACACAGAAGCCUGUUCUUGUCCUGUAGUCGGUUACUUUUAGUGAAUGGUCUGGACUCCAUCCAGGGUUAGAUUUUCUGUUUUGUUUUCUUUCUGUCCAUCUCUUUCCUUCUGGGCUGGCCUUGCUCUUUGGAAGUAUCCAGUGCUGCUCAGACAGUCACCUGGUCGCCUAUAUGGUGGCUUCACUCACAGGGGUGGGGGGCGGGGCAGCUGACUGGGAGCAGUUCCUGUGGAGUGGCUACUUGAAGGCAAGCCUCAAGCAGGCAAUGCCAAAACUAGAGUGGAUCGAGCCAGCACAGGUGAUGUCCUUUAACUGCUUUCCAGGUCUUUCUUUUCCUCUCCCUUGCUGCAGGGCUAAAGAGAAAUGGUUGCCUACACCAAAUGUUUCUUUGGUUUUUUGUUUUGUUUUGUUUUGUUUUUGUUUUUUUAAUAGUAAAAGGAAAUGUGUACUUUUCCUCACUAAUUUUUCUUUAUUUAUUCCCUGCUAAAGAAACGGUCUCCUGAGGUCCCAGGCUGUUUCCAAGGGUGGCUUGAGUCGGGGAUGGGAGCUGCCUCCACGUUGCUGUGGAACAUUCAUAUCUAAUAUCAUCUACCCUUUCUGCCUCAGCCACCCAGCUGAAGGGCCCCUGAGGAGUGUUGUAUUAAAUAAAAUUGACUUUUACUCUUCAA